Molecule: messenger RNA, 2106 nt
Organism: Argentina anserina (silverweed cinquefoil)
Lineage: Eukaryota; Viridiplantae; Streptophyta; Magnoliopsida; Rosales; Rosaceae
Exons: 9
Coding region: 1-1875 (624 amino acids)
Biological process (GO): transcription by RNA polymerase I
Cellular component (GO): RNA polymerase I transcription regulator complex
Source: RefSeq, a predicted model, not a curated record
AUGGACGAAUCUCCUCCGCUAGAAUCGCACCAAAUCAUUCCGAUUACUCCCGAAACUCGAAAACGGAAGUUCGCCGGCGACGAGGCUCAGGCAGAAGCGCCGUCGCGGCGUCUAAAACGCAUCGUUAAAUCACUAAGCAAGCCCUCGACUCUGCUCGGCAUCGGCGCCACAAGACCGAGGACCUUACACCGCGCCAAGCUCGAGAAGCUCCUCCGGAAGCUCGUCAGACACCACAGCUGGGUCGACGCCGCCGGCGUCCUCAGCGUAUUGCUCGGCGGCGGGGCCUGCGACUGGUCGCCGGCGAACAACCGCUUCAUGUAUUCGGUUUUGAUGGAAAUUUCGGAGCGGUUGGAAAUGGAUGAGUUCUUGGAGGGGAAUUUUUCGAAGGAGUUGUGGAUUAAGAAUGUGUUUGAAGUUUGGGGGAAGAAGAAUGAUAAGAUGAAAGCAAAAUUAGUUGAGUACGAGCAUGCGAUGGAACUUGAGCGCAUUUCGCUCUCGCUUGCACAAGGGAAUCUUAAGGAGGCCGAAAUCGGUGCUUUCGGUCUUAUGCAGUUAAAUGAUUUCCGAAAUGACCCUCUUCGAAAUAUGAUUGUUGGAUUGACAUUCCAGAAAUUGUGGUAUUCCAAGCUCCCAAAGGAGAUGCAAUGGAGGGAGUGUGACCAGUUUUACAGUAGGGAAUCAAAUGAACUGGUUGCAGGCUCAGAAGGGCAUAGCUCUGUUAAUACUAACGAGGCUGGUAGGGCCACUCAUUGUGAUUCAGACACCUCUGUGGUAAAUGAUGCAGUAGACAAUAUACUACCAAUUGUUCCUGCUGGUGCUGACAGUGGCUUACGUGGACAGACCUCUGUGGAGGUUGAUGACAUGGAAGUAGAAAUUUCUCCAGUGAAAUAUGAGACCCAUAAUUUCUAUGCGGACUCUGCUGAAAACUCAGAAGAUGAAGCUGCUUUUGCUAAUCAUGGUGGUCAAAUGCAGUAUGCUUCCAUUUUUUCUGAACUUGAAGGGUUGGAGUCACUGUUAUUGCCCAUACGAUUGCCAGACUCUCUCGAUAAUAGUCAAGAUAAGAAUAUUUUUAAUGAUUAUUACAAGGAUGCGGUGAAGUACUUGCACCAUGCUCUUCACUCCUCACCCCCAGUAUUGGUAGCCAUUCAUCCUUUGAUACAGCUGUUGUUGAUUGGAGGUCAAGUUAAAGAGGCCCUAGAUGAGAUUGAAUAUUGUUGUGCUCUUUCAGAUGCACCGCUGCCUACUCGAUUAAGGGCUAGUCUUCUGCAGCAAUUUGAUUGUAAUAACAAACCUGUACUUUCCACGUGUCUGGAGGAAACAUUAAAGAAGGAUCCUACAUGUCGCGAUUCAUUGGGAAAGCUUGUUCUGUUGCAUCAAAAUGAUGAUUAUAAUUCAGAGUCCCUACUUGAAAUGAUAGCUCUGCAUUUAGAUGCCACCACUGCUGACCACAACCUAUGGAGAGAGUAUGCAAUGUGUUUCCUGAAGCUUUCCCAGUAUGAAGAGGACAGAAUGUCGGUGUGUCUGAAUGGAGAGGAAGGUGAACAUAAACCACGUUACUCGGUUUCUUUCAAUAAGACCCCAGAAAUAUUUUUAAAAGGACGAUCCAGAAAGGAUUGGAAAUUGCGUUGUAGAUGGUGGUCUACUCGUCACUUCAGCCCUCAUAUACUUGCAUCAGAGAUUGCAGCAGGUGAUAUGGAGCUCCUAACUUACAAAGCAGCGAGUGCAGUGCAUAUGUAUGAUUCAGACUUCCACUACUUCGUAAGCGCCCGUUGCUGCUUAGAGAAAGAAAACGAGAAGGACUUGCUAAUGUGUCUGCAAAUGCACAUUAGUAAGUCCAUUAGAAUCUCUCCAAACUUUCAACACAGAACUAUCUGAUUCUGUGAAAACAAAACUUGAUACAAAUUGUUCCAAGUUUUGUUUCCCACAUUUCAACCCAUAAACAUUGAGUCAGCCCUGAAAGCAUUUAUACAAAUAUAGAUAGCCAUUUUUGUAACAGCAGCAAUUGAGUUGUAAAUAUCAGUGUUUAGUAAUUAUUACCUUUUAACCAGAAAAAUUUCUAGAUUUAUCAAAAUGUUGAUCUGUAUUAUGAUCAAUAGUUCAAAUACG